AUGGUGACAGACGGUAGAGUGGUGUACAAUAUGGUGAUAGACGGUAGGGUGGUGUACAAAAUGGUGACAGAAGGUAGAGUGGUGUACAAUAUGGUGACAGACGGUAGAGUAGUGUACAGUUUUGAGAUAUAUGUUAGAGUGGUUUACAGUUUGGUGACAAGCAGUAGAGUGGUGUACAAUAUGGUGACAGACGGUAGAGUGGUGUACAAUAUGGUGACAGACGGUAGAGUGGUGUACAAUAUGGUGAUAGACGGUAGAGUGGUGUACAAUAUGGUGACAGACGGUAGAGUGGUGUACAAUAUGGUGACAGACGGUAGAGUGGUGUACAAUAUGGUGAUAGACGGUAGAGUGGUGUACAAUAUGGUGACAGACGGUAGAGUGGUGUACAAUAUGGUGAUAGACGGUAGAGUGGUGUACAAUAUGGUGACAGACGGUAGAGUGGUGUACAGUUUGGUGAUUGAUGUUAGAGUGGUGUACAAUAUAGUGACAGACUGUAGAGUGGUGUACAAUAUGAUGACAGACGGUAGAGUGGUGUACAAUAUGGUGAUAGACGGUAGAGUGGUGUACAAUAUGGUGAUAGACGGUAGAGUGGUGUACAAUAUGGUGAUAGACGGUAGAGUGGUGUACAAUAUGGUGACAGGCAGUAGAGUGGUGUACAAUAUGGUGACAGACGGUAGAGUGGUGUACAAUAUGGUGACAGGCAGUAGAGUGGUGUACAAUAUGGUGACAGACGGUAGAGUGGUGUACAAUAUGAUGACAGACGUUAGAGUGGUGUACAAUAUGGUGAUAGACGGUAGAGUGGUGUACAAUAUGGUGACAGACGGUAGAGUGGUGUACAAUAUGGUGACAGGCGGUAGAGCGGUGUACAAUAUGGUGACAGACGGUAGAGUGGUGUACAAUAUGAUGACAGACGGUAUAGUGGUGUACAAUAUGGUGAUAGACGGUAGAGUGGUAUACAAUAUGGUGACAGGCGGUAGAGCGGUGUACAAUAUGUUAAGACGGUAG
Ylistrum balloti is the source of this 1005-nucleotide messenger RNA. RefSeq lists its product as uncharacterized. The coding region runs from base 1 to 1005 and encodes 334 amino acids. The record is from RefSeq and is a predicted model, not a curated record. NCBI's taxonomy places the organism in Eukaryota, Metazoa, Mollusca, Bivalvia, Pectinida, Pectinidae. The transcript has a single exon.